Triplophysa dalaica is the source of this 1389-nucleotide messenger RNA. Its product is annotated as chloride channel CLIC-like protein 1. NCBI's taxonomy places the organism in Eukaryota, Metazoa, Chordata, Actinopteri, Cypriniformes, Nemacheilidae. The record is from RefSeq and is a predicted model, not a curated record. Gene Ontology annotation, molecular function: chloride channel activity. Gene Ontology annotation, cellular component: membrane; endoplasmic reticulum.
AUGAAGGCACCUGGAUGUUCGUCGAUUUGGCUUUGGACUCUAUUUGUUAUUUGUGGACUUUUUAUUAUUUCCCAUGCAAAUAUUAAUAACGACGGCGAUGAAUGGAUCGAUCCAUAUGACAUGCUGAAUUAUGAGCCAACAACCAAACGCAUGAGAAAACCCGCAGAGUCAGCAAGUUACACAAAUUUGCCAACCAAAGGAAGAGAGUUUAGCUCAGACUCCUGUGAACUGCCAAAGUGUCCUGAUGUCUCUGAGUGCACGGAUACACUCAGUAUUUUGCAAAAACAGGUUGAUGAACACAAAAAGAAGGAGGUCACCAACUUCCCACAGCCAAGAUGUGUUCCAGUAUUCAGACGUUUCCUUGCAAAGCUUCUUAAAGAAACUGCUAAACUUGGUCUGCCUGAUGAUGCAAACAAACAUAUGCAUUAUGACGCUGAGGUGAAACUGUCCAAGCUGACGGUGUCAGAGUUCAGUAAGCUUUUAAGAGAAGACACUGACUGGACCACUGGAGCCAUGGAUGAGGCUCUCAGUCAAAUUCUGGUGAAAUUUAAACACCAUGACCCUGAAGCCUGGAAGUGGCGAUUUGAAGACACUUUUUAUGUGGAGUUAGAUACUGUCUUGAAGGUUUUAUUGUGCGUUCUUAUAAUCACCGCUGUUAUCUGCACUGAAGUAUGGUGUUUGGUGUCAUGGUUCAUCCAGUUCAGAAGAAUGUUUGCCGUAUCCUUUUUUAUAAGUGUGAUAUGGAACUGGUUCCAUCUUUAUAUGCUUGCAUUUGCUGAGCACCAGAAGAAUGUUGUACAGAUGGAAAGCUUCAAUGCAAAAUGUACUGUUAAACAGAUGAACUGGAUGGAUAGUUUGUCAGAGUGGUAUAGACAUACAUGGACACUUCAAGAUGAUCCGUGUAAAAAGUACUAUGAACUCCUGGUGGUGAACCCAAUUUUACUUGUACCUCCAAUUAAGGCUAUCACAGUCACAAUAACAAACUUUAUCACCGAUCCACUGAAGCACAUCGGGCAGGGUAUCAGUGAAUUUCUGAGAGCUUUGCUGAAAGACCUGCCAAUCACUCUCCAGAUACCUGUGCUUCUUGUUAUUGCAGGAGCCAUCUUUGUCUUCAUGUAUGGAGGUGCUCAUGCAGUUAUACAACAUGCAAUCCAUUGGUCCCGGCUUGGUGGACGACAAGACCCGCCCCCACCUGCUGUAGAGCAACGUCAAGCUCCCAGACUAAGAGAGAAUGAAUAUUGGGCUGGAGGCGAUGCCCCACAGCCAUUACAAGAUCCCCACCACAACAAUAACAAUCAUGUCAGGAACCGGAUUAACCAUGGCUUUGAGGCAGGAGAGCCUAAUGCUAAUGCCCCACAGCCUAACCAGGAGGGCAUCAGGACCCCUUAG